AUGAUGCCGUUUAACGAAGAACCCGAGCGCCAGCGAGAAGAUGAAGUCAUGCUCGCGAGAGCGUUCAAUCUCGUUGUCGCCGUCGUCGCACAAGGUGUCAUCGAUGUUGAGAAGUCCCUCGCCAAUCCGCUUGGAAUACUGGAGCGCAUGCGGCGUUCCUGA
Messenger RNA from Sparassis crispa, 162 nucleotides. RefSeq lists its product as hypothetical. The coding region runs from base 1 to 162 and encodes 53 amino acids. NCBI's taxonomy places the organism in Eukaryota, Fungi, Basidiomycota, Agaricomycetes, Polyporales, Sparassidaceae. The transcript is spliced from 2 exons. The record is from RefSeq and is a predicted model, not a curated record.